Sinocyclocheilus grahami is the source of this 5312-nucleotide messenger RNA. It is a transcript of the gene ptprk, whose product is annotated as protein tyrosine phosphatase receptor type K. NCBI's taxonomy places the organism in Eukaryota, Metazoa, Chordata, Actinopteri, Cypriniformes, Cyprinidae. Gene Ontology annotation, cellular component: membrane. The transcript is spliced from 32 exons. The record is from RefSeq and is a predicted model, not a curated record. Gene Ontology annotation, molecular function: protein tyrosine phosphatase activity; protein binding. The coding region runs from base 251 to 4351 and encodes 1366 amino acids. Gene Ontology annotation, biological process: protein dephosphorylation.
UGUUUCGAGCUGAAUUAAUUGCCGAAAGCUGUGGAGAAGCAGAAGACUGAAGUGAGCUGAUAAAGCUGUGUGUGUGUGUGUCAGUAGGGGGCGCCUGUCCGCUCGCGGAGAGCGCCGGAGACGUCUCGCGCUCGCAGCGCAACAGAGUAUCGGAGCGAGACGCGGAGAGAGAGCAUGGGGCGCGCGGAUCGGCUGGAAUAAGAAACAUUUCCCAACACUUUCAAAAACUUUCUCAACUCGGCAGACAGAUAUGGAUACCAUCAUUUUGAGCAUGUUACUCCUGCAUACGGCGUUUGGAAGCGCAGGAGCCCAGUACACACCCGCUCAAAUGGGACAUGCGGAGAAAGGUGGAUGCUCCUUCGAUGAUGGCCCCGCACAAUGCGACUACCAGCAGGAUCCUUACGACGACUUCGACUGGACACACGUCAGCGCUCAAGAAGUGCCAUACCUGCCCUCUGACCUUCCCCAGGGCUCGUACAUGAUGGUGGACACCUCACAGCACGAUUACGGAGAAAAGGCUCGCCUGCAGAUGCCCGUGAUGAAAGAAAACGACACUCACUGCAUCGACUUCAACUAUCUCCUGUACUGCCCCGACGGCUCCAGCCCCGGGACUCUCAACAUCCUGGUGAAGGUCAAUAAAGGGCCGCUGGCCAAUCCCAUCUGGAACGUCACUUCCUGCACAGGCAAAGGCUGGAUGAAGGCGGAGCUCGCUGUCAGCACUUUUUGGCCCAAUGAGUAUCAGGUCAUAUUCGAGGCAGAGGUGACAAACGGCAGAAGAGGUUUCAUUGCCAUUGAUGAUAUCCAGGUGCUCAGUUACCCAUGCGAUAAAUCGCCCCACUUCCUGCGUUUGGGGGAUGUGGAGGUGAACGCCGGACAGAACGCCACGUUCCAGUGCAUCGCCACUGUCCGUGAUGCCGUCAACAACAAACUCUGGCUGCAGCAGCGUAACGGAGAGGACAUUCCAGUGGCGGAGAAGAAAAACAUCAACCACAGGAAGUUUGCGGCCUCUUUCCGGCUGAGAGAAGUGAGCAGCCAGGGCCAAGAUCUGUACCGCUGCGUCACCCAGUCAGAGAGAGGAUCCGGCGUCUCCAACUUUGCUGGGCUCAUCGUCAGAGAGCCCCCGAGACCCAUCGCUCCACCUCAGCUGCUGGGCGUCGGGCCCACAUACCUGCUAAUCCAGCUAAACGCUAACUCCAUAUUCGGGGACGGCCCCAUCAUCCUGAAGGAGGUGGAGUACAGGAUGACAUCUGGAAGCUGGACAGAGACCCACGCCGUCAGCUCGCCCAGUUACAAGCUGUGGCACCUGGAUCCCGACACGGAGUACGAGAUCCGAGUGCUGCUGACCCGUCCGGGAGAGGGGGGAACCGGACAGCCCGGGCCGGCUCUCAUCACCAGAACCAAGUGUGCAGAACCCAUGCGGACCCCCAAGAGUCUGAAGAUCGCAGAGACGCAGGCACGCUUCAUCGCCGUGGACUGGGAGUCGCUGGGCUACAACAUCACCCGCUGCCACACCUUCAACGUCACCAUCUGCUACCACUACCACAAAACCAACCAGAGCAAAGCCGACUGCCUGGAGAUGGACCCCAAAGCCCCCCGACACGUGCUGGGCAACCUGCCUCCCAACACCAACGUCAGCCUGAAGAUGAUCCUCACCAACCCGGAGGGACGCAAAGAGAGCGACGAGACCGUCAUCCAGACGGAGGAGGAUGGUAUGAGAACCACUUCCCAACCCUACUCGCCUACUCUAGAGGAGUACGAUGGGUCGGAGGCGUCCCUGAAUGAGACGGCCACUACCAUCACCGUCCUGCUGAAACCUGCCCAGGCUAAAGGAGCGCCUAUCAGCGCCUAUCAGAUCGUUGUGAGGGAGAUCAAUCCACACCGUGCACGGCGGGAGGCCGGCGGCGGGGAGUGUUACCGUGAGCCGGUGACCUAUCAGAACGCGGCCAGCGCCGGGCUGCCGUAUUACUUCGCGGCAGAGCUCCCGCCCAGGAAUCUCCCAGAGCCGCUGCCGUUUACCGUAGGAGACAACAAGACGUACCACGGCUACUGGAACGCCCCCCUCGCACCCCGCAAAAACUACAACAUCUACUUUCAGGCGGUCAGCAGCGUGGAGAAGGAAAGUAAAACGCAGUGUCUGAAACUGGCUUUUAAAGGUAAGCCCUUUGAAUUUAAAGUAUCUGUUGCUUAUGCUGGUACGGUUGAUUCCCACAUUGCUCUCACCAAUAUCUCUUCAUCUGUUUGUGCUGUUUCUCAUUCGCUCGCCAGGAGGAGCUACUAUUCGUACUCAUAUUACCUGAAGCUUGCCAAGAAGCGCAAGGAUGCCAUCGGAAACACCCGUCAGGAGAUGACGCACAUGGUCAACUCCAUGGAUCGCAGUUAUGCAGACCAGAGCACUCUGCACGCCGAGGAGCCCAUGUCCGUCACCUUCAUGGACUCGCACAGCUUCAGCAACCGCUUGCCUAAUGACCCUCUCGUGCCGACGGCUGUAUUAGUGCCUAUCACUGACGAGAACCACACAGCAGCGGCCGAGAACAGCAGACUGCUGGACAUCCCGCGCUAUCACUGCGAGGGCACCGAGUCGCCCUAUCAGACCGGACAGCUCCAUCCAGCCAUACGGGUGGCCGACCUGCUGCAGCACAUCAAUCUGAUGAAGACCUCCGACAGUUACGGCUUCAAGGAGGAGUAUGAGAGCUUCUUUGAGGGUCAGUCUGCCACCUGGGACGCAGCAAAGAAAGAGCAAAAUAGAACGAAGAACCGAUACGGGAACAUCAUUGCAUACGAUCAUUCUCGAGUGAUCCUGCAGCCAAUGGAAGACGACCCGUCCUCCGACUACAUAAAUGCCAACUACAUUGAUAUUUGGCUGUACAGGGAUGGAUACCAAAGGCCCAGCCAUUACAUCGCAACUCAAGGCCCUGUCCACGAGACGGUGUACGACUUCUGGAGGAUGAUCUGGCAAGAGCAGUCGGCUUGUAUCGUGAUGGUAACCAACCUAGUGGAGGUGGGCCGGGUGAAAUGUUAUAAGUACUGGCCAGAUGAUGCUGAAGUUUAUGGAGAUUUUAAAGUGACAUUUGUGGAGGUCGAGCCGCUCGCAGAAUACGUUGUCAGGACUUUCACUCUGGAGAGGAGGGGUUUUAAUGAGGUGCGAGAGGUAAAGCAGUUUCAUUUCACUGGCUGGCCCGAUCAUGGAGUACCGUACCACGCUACAGGACUGUUGUCAUUUAUCAGACGAGUCAAGAUGUCCAACCCUCCCACCGCUGGGCCUAUCGUCGUCCACUGCAGUGCGGGAGCGGGCCGGACCGGAUGUUACAUCGUGAUUGACAUCAUGCUGGACAUGGCAGAGAGAGAAGGGGUGGUGGACAUCUACAACUGCGUCAAAGCUCUGCGCUCCAGACGAAUCAACAUGGUUCAGACUGAGGAGCAGUACAUUUUCAUCCACGAUGCCAUCCUGGAGGCGUGUUUGUGUGGCGAGACGGCGAUUCCCGUGUGCGAGUUCAAAGCGGCGUACUACGACAUGAUCCGCAUCGACUCUCAGAGCAAUUCCUCUCACCUCAAAGACGAAUUCCAGACGCUGAACUCAGUGACUCCUCAGCCUCAGCCUGAGGAUUGCAGCAUUGCACUCCUUCCUCGAAAUCACGACAAGAACCGUUUCAUGGACAACCUCCCGCCCGACCGCUGCCUGCCCUUCCUCAUCACCAUCGACGGAGAGAGCAGCAACUACAUCAAUGCAGCGCUCAUGGAUAGCUACAGGCAGCCGGCCGCGUUCAUCGUGACCCAGCAUCCGUUACCCAACACCGUCAAGGACUUCUGGAGGCUGGUGUAUGAUUAUGGAUGCACCUCCGUCGUCAUGCUAAACGAGAUCGAUUUGGCUCAGGGUUGUCCUCAGUACUGGCCGGAGGAGGGAAUGCUAAGAUACGGCCCUGUACAGGUGGACUGCAUAUCCUGCUCUAUGGACUGUGACGUCAUUAGUCGUCUUUUCAGGAUAUGCAACCUGACCAGGCCUCAGGAAGGUUACCUGAUGGUCCGUCAGUUCCAGUACCUGGGAUGGGCGGGUCAUAGGGAAGUUCCCGCCUCCAAGCGCUCGUUCCUCAAGCUGAUCCUCCAGGUGGACAAGUGGCAGGAGGAAUGUGAGGAAGGCGAUGGACGCACUAUUAUACACUGCCUGAACGGAGGCGGCCGCAGUGGGAUGUUCUGUGCCAUCAGUAUUGUGUGUGAAAUGAUAAAGCGGCAGAAUGUUGUAGACGUCUUUCAUGCUGUGAAGAGUCUGAGGAACAGCAAGCCCAAUAUGGUGGACAGCCCGGAGCAGUACCGCUUUUGCUAUGAUCUGGCUCUGGAGUACAUCGAGACGUCGUAAUGGAGACAUCAUCUCAUACAGACUCGUGUGUGUGUGUGUGUGUGUGUCCAUUUGUGCAUCUGUGUUGACUUUCAUGAAAUUCAAGUGCCAGCCACCCGGUCAUGUUUUUUUUAUAUAAUCGUUUUUUAAAAUUUUUUAUUUUGUGCAGCCAUUUGAAACCGUAAGCCCGAGCUGUUGCAUGCUGAAGACGCUCUUUAUUUCUUUGUGUCUAUCACUGUUCCUGUUAAUAAUAACCAUAUAUAGUAGUACUAGUAUAAAUGGACAUUGUUUUGAAAAGACACACACAUGUUUAUCCAUCGAUUGAGAGCGUGUGACUUUGGCUCGAGAAGACUGCAUUCCGCACUAAUGGCUGGCUUAUUAUGUGUUCUUUUGAUUUUUAGUAGCAGACGAUGACCAUAAGCCAAAGACUUGUGUAAAUAUGUCUAUAGGGAUGAAGCACAUUGUUUGUAUUUAUUGUUUACUUGCAUUUUUGAAAGCUCAAAACAAUCAUUAUCAUUCCCCGUUCGGCUGAAAUUUUCACUGCAAACACUCUUUGUAGAUUUUUAUGUAUGAGACAGAUUUAAGUAGUGUUAUUUUUUGUUGUAUUUGAAAAUUGUAUUUUCUCUUUUUUUGUUAUCUUUCACAUGCUAUCAUGGUUUGUUUUGCAUAACUGAUUGUGAAUUAUUCUUUUGCUGAGGAGAAAAGAGAAGAGCUCUAUUUUUUUCUGACGUUUUCACAUUUGUAUUGUGCUGGAAAUGGAAAAAAAACACAAACAAUGAAGUGUAUGCAUUAAAAAUAUACACAGUAUUAGACUCCAGUGUGUUUAGGAUCAAAGCCAAUUUAAGAAAAAAGAUGCAGCCUGUAUCGAUGCUGAUCGGACGUUUUAUAAAAAACAAAACGGCAACAAAAAAUCCAUCAUGUGAAAUAAUAACUUAUGUAUUUUUUGUCUGUAGUUGUUGGCUGUAUUACAAUGUCAAAUAGU